Molecule: messenger RNA, 1710 nt
Organism: Salvia hispanica
Lineage: Eukaryota; Viridiplantae; Streptophyta; Magnoliopsida; Lamiales; Lamiaceae
Product: small GTPase LIP1-like
Source: RefSeq, a predicted model, not a curated record
CCCAGAUCUAACCGUUCAAACUGUCAAUCCGAUCCCAUUUGCUUCCAUCCCUGUCGGCAGCUGACGCAAAUCCCAUCUUAGAUCGCUGCUAUUUAAUCUCUCUGAUUUACGCGCAAUCGUAGAAAUCUCACUCCCCGCUAGAUUUUCGAAGGAAAUUGAAGUCUAUACGGUUCUUGCAUAUAUCUUAGUUGUGUCUCUGUGUCUAGAAGAAGAAAAACAUACAAGGUUUUUUCAGCUGAACCAUUUUUAUUUCCACCAUUAUUGAGCUGACAAAAACUGAUUCUUUAUUAUUUAGUGAUUUUUUGUGGCAUUAUGUUCUGAUUGGAGGUGAUUGUUUUGAAGAUAUUGAAAGAUCUGUCCUCGUUUACAUCUUAUUGGGAUUUUCCAAUGUUGAAUUUGUUGCCUCUGUGAAAUGGGUUUUAGGGGUGGAAUCUGAAAGUCCCAAAUCCAUAGAUAAAAAUGCUUUCUUUGCUGAAGAUUUAGCUUGUUUCUUGAUGUAAAAGUAGUGGUAAGGUGAGUGGAUAUUAUUGGAUAUUCACAUUUUCUUAUUGGAAAGAGAGAAAUGUUUUGGAGGGAAAGGGAGAGAGAAAGAGAUAUCAAAGAGCAAGAUGGAGGGCCUCCUGUUGGGCAGGUCAGGGUGCUUAUUGUUGGGGAUUCAGGUGUGGGUAAGACUUCUCUCGUUCAUCUGAUAAUGAAAGGCCAUUCUGUUUCUCACCCUUCUCAAACUGUCGGCUGUAGCGUAAGUGUAAAGCAUACGACAUAUGGAAAUUCUGGUAGCUCCUCUAAUAGUUUGAAAGGUGAAGCUGAGAGAGACUUUUUUGUCGAAAUCUGGGACAUAUCAGGGCACGAACGUUAUAAAGAUUGCCGGUCUCUGUUCUACUCUCAAAUCAAUGGUGUUGUGUUUGUUCAUGACCGUUCUCAAAGAAGGACAAAGUCGAGCUUACAAAAAUGGGCAGUUGAGAUUGCAGAAAAAGGGACAUUUUCAGCUCCUUUGGCAUCCGGGGGUCCCGGUGGGCUCCCGGUUCCGUAUAUUGUCAUUGGUAACAAAGCAGAUAUUGCUCCAAAAGAAGGCACUCGAGUCAGUAGUGGUAAUCUCGUUGAUGUAGCCCGUGAGUGGGCUGAAAAACAGGGAUUACUCCCACAAAGUGAAGAGCUCCCAUUAGUCGAGAGCUUCCCUAGCGGUGGAGGCCUUAUAGCCGCAGCUAAAGAAGCCAGAUAUGACAAGGAAGCUGUGAUGAAGUUUUUCAAAAUGUUGAUCAGGAGAAGGUACUUCUCCGAUGAAUUACCCGGUGCAGCCCCGUGGUCCUCCCCUGUUGGUCGUUCAAUUUCACAAUCUGGCGAAAUCUCAAGUGACGAAGACCAUCUAUACAAGAGCUCAAGCCUGAUUGGAGACUCGUACAAGUACAAUGUGCUUCCUCCCCUUCCUGCUCAACGCAACCUGACACCACCUCCCACGCUCUACCCUCAGCAGCCCAUGUCGACUCCUGACAACUACAGCAUCCCCAGAUUCGCCCUCACGAGCUCCCACGAGAUCACCAGCACGAGAUCAAAGCGUAUGGACAUCAAUGUCUAAUGUCAUCCACCUAACCACGUACAUCUUGCAAUAUAUAUAGUGGUGUUUUUAUUCCAUCAAAUUGUGAAAUGAAAAUUGAUUGUAUACAAGCCAUUUUUUGCCAUUCUUGUGCUUAAUUGAUUCUUUUUCAGCCAUCA